Acaulospora morrowiae is the source of this 1057-nucleotide messenger RNA. The record is from the annotation of a GenBank genome assembly. Lineage: Eukaryota; Fungi; Glomeromycota; Glomeromycetes; Diversisporales; Acaulosporaceae.
AUGUUUAUCAACGAUCCCGACAAUAUGGAUAGAGAAGCCGUCGAGCAAGAAGCCAAGCACUUUCGCAAAGUACUCAACACCUUUGCUUUAUACAAGAAGCACGCCUUAUCCACGAACAAUCGUCGCAGAGUCGACUACCACUCGUUGCCAGAACGUCAUAAGGCGCUGAUACCGGAGUACUUGGAAAAGCUGAAUAUUGUAGACAAAGCAAUUUCGAAAAAUUACCAGGUCCUAAAGCAAAUUCUUGCUGACGGAAGGCUUUUUGUAGGAGAAGAAAAAGAUGACCCCAAUUCUAGUUUAAAUGAUUAUAAUAAAGAAUCAACGGCUUCCCAAGUUACGGAAUUUGAUAUGGAUAAGUUGAGAAGCACAAUUAAACAAUUUCUAAGAGAAUGGUCGUUAGAAGGCCAACCUGAAAGGGACACCACCUACAAACCGCUUCUCGAAUCAUUAAUUGAUUACUUCAAAGACGUUCCUAUUGAAAAAAGGCCAUCUAUUAAGGUGUUAGUUCCUGGAGCCGGGUUGGGUCGGUUGGCUUUCGAUAUUGUUACACAGGCUGUCAAGGAAAUGAAUUUUCGUUCUACAUGGAUCGAAAGAAUCCAUCAAUACGAAAUAUAUCCCUUCAUUCAUUCCUUUUCAAAUAUUAUCUCUUCCGAUGAUCAGUUACGGCCUGUAUAUAUUCCAGAUGCAUUGCCAAGUAGUGUCCCUCCAGACGCUAAUUUCUCAAUGGUUGCUGGUGAUUUCAUCGAAAUAUACGGAGAGGAUCAACAUACUGGACAAUGGGAUUGCAUAGUGACCUGCUUCUUCAUUGACACUGCAAAGAACAUUUUAGAGUACAUUGAAAUAUUUCAUCGCAUUCUGAGACCAGGUGGACUGUGGAUUAACAUCGGGCCAUUGCUUUAUCAUUACGAGAAUUCUCCUGGCGAGAUGUCAAUUGAAUUAAGUUUAGAUCAAGUGAAGAAAGUAGUGAAGGAUUUGGGAUUCCAAUUUCAAACUGAAAGAACAAUUCAAACUACAUAUACUGCUAAUUCUAACGGAAUGCUUAAAUACUUAUACGAUU